This is a messenger RNA of Cadophora gregata, 1185 nucleotides long. RefSeq lists its product as uncharacterized. Gene Ontology annotation, cellular component: membrane. The record is from RefSeq and is a predicted model, not a curated record. Gene Ontology annotation, biological process: transmembrane transport; monoatomic cation transport. Lineage: Eukaryota; Fungi; Ascomycota; Leotiomycetes; Helotiales; Ploettnerulaceae. Bases 1 to 1185 code for a protein of 394 amino acids. The transcript is spliced from 2 exons. Gene Ontology annotation, molecular function: monoatomic cation transmembrane transporter activity.
AUGGCCGCCCUCACUACCACCCAGACGCGCUCGCACGCCGGUCACUCACAUCAUCAUCACCAUGAUAAUACAUACCUCACUUCGAAGAAUAAGAACGAUGCAGGCGUGCGGAUCACAAGAAUCGGUCUCUACUCCAACCUGGGCAUGGCCAUUGCGAAAGGAGUCGGUGGAUAUGCCUUCAACUCGCAGUCUAUGAUCGCAGAUGCAUGGCACAGUUUGACAGAUCUGGCCAGUGAUAUUCUGACACUGGCAACUGUUUCCUGGAGCUUGAAGCCCCCUACAGCACUCUUUCCUACUGGAUUUGGAAAGGUGGAGAGUUUGGGGUCUUUGGGAGUCAGUGGAAUGCUGCUGUUUGGAGGCUGCUUCAUGUGUUUGAACAGCUGCGAGAUUCUCUAUGCGCACUUCUUCCUGGACGCUCAUGCUGCUGCAGAGGCUGCUGCGCAUGCACACGGACAUAGCCACAGUCACAGUCAUGGUGCCGUAGGACCGAGUAUACAUGCCGCCUGGCUUGCUGCAGGAACAGUGAUCUUGAAGGAAUGGCUGUACCAAGCGACCAUGAAAGUAGCCAAAGAACGAAAAUCCUCCGUCCUAGCCUCGAAUGCCAUCCAUCACCGAGUCGACUCUCUUACCGGAAUUGUAACGCUAUUCGCGAUUCUCGGCGCAAACUUCUUACACGAGGCAGCAUGGCUGGAUCCAGUCGGAGGUUUCCUGAUCUCGUUGCUGGUCAUCAAAGCUGGUUGGGGAAAUACCGUUUCGGCACUCUACGAAUUAGCAGACAAGGGUAUCGACGACGAAGUGAAGGCAUCCGUAAGAAAGGCAACAGCAAAGAGCUUCGAGACCCUUAGAGAUGGAACACAAAUCGAGCUCCGGGAAGUCGAAGGCGUCAAAUCCGGACAGAACUAUCUGGUCGAUCUACAACUCGCAGUACCAAAAUCUUGGACCGUUGAAGAUGUCAGAGAAGUCGAAGAGGGUGUUAGAGAAACGGUCGGAUCGAAAGUAAGAGGUGUCCGCCGUAUCAAGAUCCGAUUCGUGCCAAAGGAUGAUGGUUCGUCAACUUUGUUCGACGAGUUCAUAAGUGGGGAUGUCAGCCCACGAGCCGGUCCAGAGCCCGAAGAGCAUGACCAUGAUCACGAUCAUGACCAUGACCACUCACAUACAAAUGGCAAUGGCAAGAAAAUACAAUAG